Molecule: messenger RNA, 1662 nt
Organism: Acanthosepion pharaonis
Lineage: Eukaryota; Metazoa; Mollusca; Cephalopoda; Sepiida; Sepiidae
Source: the annotation of a GenBank genome assembly
AUGACAUCUGGUGGGACGUUACAGAAAGCCAUUGAGCUGGUAACAAAGGCUACUGAAGAGGAUAAAAAUAAAAAUUAUGAAGAGGCAUUAAAAUUAUAUGAACAUUCAGUGGAAUAUUUUCUUCAUGCCAUCAAAUAUGAGGCACAGAGUGAAAAAGCCAAAGAGAGUAUACGUGCUAAGUGUACACAAUAUUUGGACCGAGCCGAGAAGUUGAAAGUCUACCUAAAGAAGAAACAGAAACAGCUUGUGAAGGAUGGGGAGUCAACGGGAAAAAGGUACCAUAAUGACAAAAGGUGUGCUGUUUAUUUUUCUCUCUCUCUCUCUUUCUCUGCCUCCCAUGCCCCUCUUGGUCCCUUUCCUCCUCCUCCUUCUCUUAGUCCCUUUCCUCCUCCUCCUUCUCUUAGUCCCUUUCCUCCUCCUCCUUCUCUUAGUCCCUUUCCUCCUCCUCCUUCUCUUAGUCCCUUUCCUCCUCCUCCUCUUAGUCCCUUUACUCCUCCUCCUCUUAGUCCCUUUACUCCUCCUCCUCCUCCUCUUAGCCCCCUUUCCUCUAUGAAAGUUGACCUAAUUUUCUUUUUUCUUUUUAUUGAAAGCAAAUCCAAAGAUUACAAAGAUUCUUCCAGUGAUUCUGAUUCAGAGAAAGAUCCUGACAAAAAGAAAUUUGAAACAGCUCUCACAAGUGCCAUAAUGAUAGAAAAGCCAAAUGUGAGCUGGGAUGAUGUGGCUGGGCUGGAGACUGCAAAGGAAGCCUUAAAAGAAGCGGUUAUCCUGCCAGUAAAAUUCCCGCAUUUGUUCACAGGUAAAAGAAAACCAUGGCGGGGAAUACUGCUAUUUGGGCCUCCAGGAACAGGCAAGUCUUAUCUUGCUAAAGCUGUUGCUACAGAGGCUAAUAAUUCCACAUUUUUCUCAGUAAGGUCUUCAGAUCUUGUGUCCAAAUGGCUGGGAGAAAGUGAAAAGUUAGUACGGACAUUAUUUGACUUGGCUAGAGAGCAAAAGCCUAGUAUCAUUUUCAUUGAUGAAGUAGAUGCACUUUGCGGUUCACGAACAGAUAAUGAAUCGGAAUCAGCUCGUAGGAUUAAAACAGAAUUCCUUACACAGAUGCAAGGUGUGGGUACAAAUAAUGAUGGCGUUUUGGUAUUAGCAGCAACCAAUAUCCCAUGGGCCUUGGACUCUGCUAUCAGGAGAAGGUUUGAGAAACGAAUCUACAUUCCUUUGCCUGAUGCCCCAGCUCGAACUGAAAUGUUUCGAAUUCACUUGGGCAACACUCCACAUUCUUUGACUGAAGCUGACCUUAGAGACCUUGGUCGAGAUUCUGAAGGUUAUUCUGGUGCUGAUAUCAGCAUUGUGGUUCGAGAUGCUCUUAUGCAACCUGUGAGGAAAGUGCAGACAGCCACACACUUUGUAAGAGUGCGAGCUCCAAGCCGAACUGAUCCGUCAAUCAUUAUUGAUGAUUAUCUAUCUCCCUGUUCUCCGGGCGCCCCAGGUGCUGUUGAAAUGAGCUGGACACAGGUACCAGGAGAUAAACUGCUUGAACCACUCAUGAAUAUUACUGACAUGUUGAUGUCUUUGAAUACUAUCAAGCCCACGGUUAAUGAGAAAGAUUUAGAGAAGUUACAAAAAAGAAGGAAGAUUAAAACCAACCAAUCCCUAAAAAUAAAGAUUUAG